This is a messenger RNA of Scheffersomyces amazonensis, 1379 nucleotides long. It is a transcript of the gene THI4, whose product is annotated as thiamine thiazole synthase. NCBI's taxonomy places the organism in Eukaryota, Fungi, Ascomycota, Pichiomycetes, Serinales, Debaryomycetaceae. The transcript has a single exon. Bases 308 to 1360 code for a protein of 350 amino acids. The record is from RefSeq and is a predicted model, not a curated record. Gene Ontology annotation, biological process: thiamine biosynthetic process.
ACCAAUUUAGUGGGUCCAUUGUUAGAAAGAUACGUUGCAGGGCUUUAAAGUUUUAGAAUGGCCUGUUUAAUUGCUGGAGAUAUCAAUUGGGUGGUAUUGAUCCGAUAUCCCCUAUUCUCAUAUACUAUGCCAUUAAGUAUUGUCCAACAAAAUAAGGUAAAAUCGGAAUUUUAAUUCCUAGGGUGGUUAAGAAUUUUUGUUGCCAGAUUAUCCUUAUUGGCAAAUAUUAUAUAAAGGUAGAAAGUUUUGCUUGUGAAAUUUAUUUAAUAAUAGUUCUAUAAUUUAAUUCAAAAAUACAUAUUAUAAAAUGGUUCCUCCAACUAUGAUCCAAACUGCUCCUGUAAGUACUUCUUUCUCACCAAUUGUUACUAAAGAUGUUCAAAUUAAAUUGAAAUCUGAUGCCAAAAAUGGUGAUGUUAAGUUUGCUGACUGGGAUAAUUUCAAGUUUGCUCCAAUAAGAGAAUCAACUGUUUCUAGAGCUAUGACUAAACGUUAUUUUGCUGACUUAGACAAAUAUACUGAAUCAGAUGUUGUUAUUGUUGGUGCCGGUUCUGCAGGUUUAUCAGCUGCUUAUAUCUUAGGUAAAAAUAGACCAGACUUGAAGAUUGCUAUCAUUGAAGCUUCAGUUAGUCCAGGAGGUGGAUGUUGGUUAGGUGGUCAAUUAUUUUCCGCUAUGGUAUUAAGAAAGCCAGCUGAUGUUUUCUUAAAUGAAAUAGGAAUUGAAUACGAUGAUGAAGGUGAUUAUGUUGUUGUUAAACAUGCUGCUUUAUUCAUGUCAACCUUACUUUCCAAAGUUUUGCAAUUUCCAAAUAUUAAAUUAUUCAAUGCUACUGCAGUUGAAGAUUUGAUUACUCGUCGUGAUGAAUCCACUGGUGAAUUGAGAAUUGCCGGUGUUGUCACUAAUUGGACUUUGGUUGCUUUAAACCAUGAUACUCAAUCAUGUAUGGAUCCUAACACUAUCAAUUGUAAUGUUGUUUUAUCAACUACUGGUCAUGAUGGUCCUUUCGGUGCUUUCUCUGCUAAAAGAUUAGAGAAGUUGGGUAAAGCUCCAAAAGAUAUUACUCAAGGUUUCAAGCCUCAAGCCGAACAGCAACAACAACCAUCUGCCGCCAGUGCCGAUGGAUUCCAAUUAGGUGGUAUGAGAGGUUUAGAUAUGAACAAAGCUGAAGAUGCUAUUGUUAAAGGUACUAGAGAAGUUGUUCCUGGUUUAGUUAUUGCUGGUAUGGAAUUAUCAGAAGUUGAUGGUAGUAACAGAAUGGGACCAACUUUUGGUGCCAUGGCUUUAUCAGGAGUUAAGGCAGCCGAAGCAGUCCUUAAUGCCUUUGAAGUCAGAAAGAAGCAAAAUGAAAAUGGUUAUUAGGUACUUGUAUAACACCACC